CGUUUAGCAUUCAGUAACCCCCCAACCCUUACCAGUUACCAACCCUCACUCACUCCAACUCUCCAACGGCGCAGCAGCACACCCUCCCUCGUCCCUCCCAUCACCCUCGAGCUGGCCGUUCCUCUCAACGCCGGCAAGCUCAGUCCCUCCCUUUCGUUCAGCCGCCGGACUGCUCCUGACGCCGUCGCCGGUUGGAUCUUCGAAUCUCACUCGGUCCCUCACUCAGCUAACGUCUCAGACUCUCAGUAGUGGAAGCAUAGUCGCCGGGCUCGCCUCCUGCCUCCGUCGCGAAGCUCUGUUCCACCGUCACAAAGCUCUGUUCCACCGUCGCCGGCGCCAUUUCUGUUCCAGCCUCCGUCGCCAGCUCUCGGUUUCCAGCGCCAUCAUCCUUCCUUGCAUUUGAAACUUCAUCUUUGCUGCUCUGUUCUGCUACCUGUGCCGCUAUACUCUGCUUCACUGUAUACCUGACCACUUGAUUCUGGUCAAGGUCAAGCAGCUUCUGCUCUAAAUUCAGAUUCAAGUCUUCAAGCUAGACUCUUGGAUAAUAGCAGCCCCUAUCAACCUUUAGACUCAUCUGCUCACAGCACUGCUCAACAGUUAUCAGGAGGAAGGAAUUCAGCUGGUAAUGUAGCAACAGUGGCUGCUAGUGUUCCACAGCAUCAGUAAUUUGAGCAGGGUUCAAUUUCCAAAACCUUGAUAAUCACACGUUCAGGCCAAAUAUUGUAAUUAACAUUAACAUCUGAAGAACAUAAUCCGUAAAAUAGCACUAGGAAGAAGAGAAGAGAUUUGGAGUGCAGUAGACUAGCAGUAAAAGAGGCUGAAGGGAGAAGCAUAAACCCCAAACCCUAAGAGCGAGUGUGAAUCGGAAGAAAGGAUGACGGUGCAUUCGAUAGUGAUACAGAAGCUGCUGAGCACGAAUGCACAAAUGGGGCGGAGAGUGGCGGCGCAUCACCUGAAGGAGUACACGUAUGGCAUGAGGAACAAGAUGGCAAUCAUAGAUUCGGACAAAACCCUGAUAUGCAUGAGGAGCGCCCUGAACUUCAUGGGGUCCCUUGCAAGCCGCAACGGUCGGUUCAUGUUCAUCAACACCAACCCUCUCUUCGACGACAUCUUCCACCUUAUGACCACCCGCGUUGGCUCCUACUCCCCCUCCACCAACUCCCUCUGGCGCACUGGCGGCUUCCUUACCAACAGCUACAGCCCCAAGAAGUUCCGCUCUCGCAACAAGAAGCUCGUCUUCGGCCCCACCCAGCCCCCCGACUGCAUCUUCAUCCUCGACACCGACUCCAAGUCCUCCGUCAUCAACGAGGCUCACAAUCUUCACAUCCCCGUCGUCGCCAUUGUCGACUCCUCCAUGCCCCUCCAUUCAUUCUCCCGUGUCGCUUAUCCCGUUCCCGCCAAUCCUUCUGUCCAGUUUGUCUACUUGUUCUGCAACCUCCUCACCAAGACCCUCCUUCUUGAGAAAGAGAAGGGCAAGCUCAAAGAAGCAGCAUCUCUCCAAAUUCAAGCAGGUAAGGCUGCGAAGAUCGAUUUGCCAAACCUCGACGUAACUGUCUUCCCCUACGCCACUUUACCUCCCUUGUCUCAAGAUAUGGAAGAAACUAAGAAGCUUUUGGACAAACUUGUUGUUUUGAAGUUCGAUGCUGCCUCACCAAGAGAUAUGGGUUUGGAAGGCCCCAAAUCUGCAGUUGGUAUUUGCAAUGGACUUACAUUUCUGGAUUUAAUAAUUAACCAGAUUCAGACCCUAUACUCCAAGUAUGGAUGCAAGGUUCCAUUGCUUCUUUUGAGCAAAGAUGACACCCAUGACAAUACUCUAAAGGUGUUGGAAAAGUAUCAGGGAUCAACUGUUGAUGUACAGAGGAUUAAACAGGGUGAAGGUGAAGGUGAAGGUCUAGAAUUGGAAUCAUUAACCGGACAUUACAGCAAGGAGGAAGUAGGACAUCCUUUUUAUAACGGUGAUAUAUUUCGUUCGCUGAUGACUAGUGGAACCCUUGAUUUUUUACUGUCACAGGGUAAGGAGUAUAUCCUUUUGAUCAACAAGGAUAAUGUGGCUACCGUCAUUGAUCCAAAUAUACUAAAUCAUUUGGUGACAAAUGAUAUUGAGUGUUGCAUGGAGGUGACACCAAGCAAUUCAUUUCAUUUAAUUUCAACUCCAAUGAAUUUCAAGCUUGGGGAAAUUGCUCAGAACCAAACCAAACAUGAAAAUUUCAAACUAAUAGAUACAACAAACACGUGGGUGAGUUUAAGUGCCAUUAAGAGGCUUGUUGACUCGCAUAAACUGAAGCAAAAGAAGUCCUCAGUUUUGAAGGCUUCUUUGUUUGGAUGCCAGUUCUUCGAUAAAUUGAUUGGUGUCAGUGUACCUGAACCACGUUUUCUUCCCCUGGAUGCAACGUCAGAUUUACUUCUGCUACAGUCAGAUCUUUACACAUGUAAAGAAGGUGUCUUAACUCGUAAUCCAGCUAGGACUAACCCUUUAAAUCCUGUGAUAGAUCUGGGACCUGAAUUUCAAAAGAUUGGUGACUUUCAAAGUCGCUUCAAAUCCAUUCCAAGCAUAGUUGGUUUAGAUAGUUUGACCGUGAGAGGCAAUGUGUGGUUUGGAGCUAAUAUUACUUUCAAGGGGCAAGUGACUAUUACUGCAAAACCUGGCUUGAGACUGGAAAUUCCUGAUGGGGUGGUGAUUGAGAAUAAGGAGGUCAAUGGCCCUGCAGCCAUUCAAGAAUGAAUGGUUUAUCAAAGCUGCUAGGUUUUGUUUUGAGUGAAUACAAGACUAUAGAAGCUUUUAUUUGAACCUUGCUAGCUUUUCUGUUUCCUGGGAACUAAGGUUCAGAAGCAAAUGAGCUUGCAUUUCUCCUUUUGAGCAUCGCAGCAGUGAUGAAAUAACACUAAUUGGUUUGUAUCCUGUAAUUUUUGGGACAAGUCUUGAUCUCAGUCGAAACAAGGAAUAAUAAGUAUAUCAUCAAUUUUUCUGGUUUUUUUUGUCUUGAGACGAUUAAAAUCAUACCGAUAUUCCAUUUUACCAAUGAGUUGCAGCAUACAACCCUAA
Molecule: messenger RNA, 3043 nt
Organism: Arachis ipaensis
Lineage: Eukaryota; Viridiplantae; Streptophyta; Magnoliopsida; Fabales; Fabaceae
Product: UTP--glucose-1-phosphate uridylyltransferase
Biological process (GO): UDP-alpha-D-glucose metabolic process; translation
Cellular component (GO): ribosome
Molecular function (GO): structural constituent of ribosome; UTP:glucose-1-phosphate uridylyltransferase activity
Source: RefSeq, a predicted model, not a curated record